AUGUACCGUAGCUGGGGUGAUGACGCGAAAGCCGAACCUAGGUCCCAGUCUAUCGUAAAGAAAGCAACAAGAAUUGAAUGCCUAGGAUCCGAAGAACGCGCAAGCGUGAAGGAUUUACUGCCCGCAAAGGGUUUACAGAAGUCAGUGCCUGCUGACCGUUCGCUGUAUGAAGACUCUAAUCUCGUAUUAGACAAACAUAUGGUUUCUGUAGAUUCAGCCAUGGGCUACAGCCGCAAGGCAAAUAAGGACAAAACAGGUGUCAGUGGAAGCGAAGCAACAACGGCCUCUAAGGCGAUCUCGGCAGGAUCAACCCAAGCUAUGAGGCCCGCUAAGACGAAACUGACUUACCUGGGGGAGACUGACCCGGGGAACAGACCGAAAACGUGUAAGAUGGAAUGGGCGAAAUUAAUUGUGUACAACGUCCCAGAACUUCCUAGGGACGCCAUUAGGAAAGCAGUCGCAAGACAUACUUCCCUGAUGGAGCAAUUUAUUUCCGUAACAGCACGAAGGCAACGAGAUGGUGUCAGAAGAUUUGACGUAAUACCAUUAACCCGUGCGCGUCCAACUUUGGAAGAUUUACCAAGGUUGGAAGAAUCACUGCGAGCGAGAGUGAUAGUGGACAGACCAUUCGCCGUGCGAAAUGAAGCUAAAAGAAGGGCGGCUGCCAGAGGAAUUAUUCCUCAAAAGGCACCACAAAAGAAGACCAUCAAUGAUGGAAGCAACAUUUCGCUACUCACUCUGAAUGUCAACGGACUGAGGAGUAAACUUCCAGAAGUAUCCCUUCUAUUAACCAAGAAAUGCCCAACAAUCGUGUUCCUACAGGAGACUCUUGUAAAAGAGUCAGCCCAUAGGACAUGGUUACCGAGCUAUCAGGUAAUAGAGACGAGGGAUAUGAAGGAACGAGGAAACCGGGGAUUGGUUCUUGCAGUAAGGCGAGGCUUAGGCCUUACCCUAACGCACUAUGCGCAACAUGAGUGGUUCCUAGCGGGUUGUAUCGAAGGAAUGUCUGAGCUGCAUAAGACGCCUAUUAGAAUGUUAGCGAUCUCAGUGUAUAUACCAUGCACAGGAGAACCUAGCAAUGUUGGGGUCCGCCAAAAGAAAAAAAAAAGGAGAAGUUGA
Messenger RNA from Vairimorpha ceranae, 1119 nucleotides. RefSeq names its product apurinic apyrimidinic endonuclease. The coding region runs from base 1 to 1119 and encodes 372 amino acids. Lineage: Eukaryota; Fungi; Microsporidia; Nosematidae. The transcript has a single exon. The record is from RefSeq and is a predicted model, not a curated record.